Messenger RNA from Anarrhichthys ocellatus (wolf-eel), 1859 nucleotides. RefSeq names its product exocyst complex component 3-like. Lineage: Eukaryota; Metazoa; Chordata; Actinopteri; Perciformes; Anarhichadidae. Gene Ontology annotation, molecular function: SNARE binding. Gene Ontology annotation, cellular component: exocyst. The transcript has 7 exons. The record is from RefSeq and is a predicted model, not a curated record. Gene Ontology annotation, biological process: exocyst localization; exocytosis. Bases 459 to 1442 code for a protein of 327 amino acids.
GGAAGGGGGCAAACACUUUUUCACACAACUGUACAUGUUUCAGGAUUCUUAUCAGCCAGCUGAUGAAGUGUACAGGUUUUGUUUUACCAGAUUCAGCUCUCAGGACAGAUUUGUCUCAUCAAACCAGACAGUGUUUUCCUUAUUCUCUUGUGCUGUUUGACCAACUAAAAUUUCCCUCAGGAGUUGGAGGAGCUCAAAACAGAGCUUAAAGGAGAGUUAAUAUUGGACUUGCAUGAAUCAGGUGGACACAAACACGGCUCCAAACGAAUGCUUAUGUUGCUGAGUGUCUGUAUAGUAGGCAGAUGUUUGCUUGCAUGUAGCCGUAUCAACAGGAUAUGUUAGUGGCCUAAAAAAAACCUCUUAUUUUGCAUGGCAGACAAGGACAUUGGAUCCAUCUCAGUUUUUGUUUUAAUCUCUCAGCAUAAGGUCCAAACUGUAAAUCAGGUACAGUAAUUGUUAUGUCUGGUCAUUCCACUCUUGAUCAGAUGUUCGAGCAGAACCUGCAGGUUGCAGCGCAGAUUGAUGGGGAUUUCAAAGAACAGGUUUUGAAGCUCUGCCUGAAACAGAUGAACACUUUCCUCAUCAGGUACAGAGAGGAGGCGGUGACCUACAAGGAGGAGCACCUGAGAGAAAGACAGCUGCCUCAGUGUUAUGUACACUACAUGAUAGCCAUCAUCAACAACUGCCAGACGUUCAAAGAGUCCAUCAACAGUCUGAAGAGGAAGUACUCUCAGUCAUCAGAGCCCACUGACAGUGAUGCUGCCAUAGAGAAGACGCUCAAUGAGGUGGCCAAGGAGGGAUGUCAGUUCCUGUUGGAUGAAGUCUUUCUAGACCUCGAGCAUCACCUGAAUGAGCUGCUGACCAGGAAGUGGGUAACAGGCUCUCAUGCUGUGGACACCAUCUGUGUGACUGUGGAGGACUACUUCAAUGACUUCAACAAGAUCAAGAAACCCUUCAAUCAGGAGAUGACGAGCGAGGCCCUGCGCAGGGUGGUGGUGGAGUACAUUAAAGCAGUGAUGCAGAAGAGGAUCACCUUUAAGAACGCAGAUGAGAGGAGGGAGGGAGCUGAGAGGAUGAUCAAAGAGGCGGAUCAGUUCAAGUUCCUCUUCAGGAAGCUGGCCGCUGGUGAAGACACAGACCGGCUUUGUGGCGCCAUCGCGGCCAUCGCUGAAGUGUUCAAGCUGACUGACCCCACGCUGCUGUUCCUGGAGGUCACCACUCUGGUGUCCAAGUAUCCUGACAUCAGGGAGGAGCACAUCCAGGCGUUGCUGGCAGUGCGUGGUGACGCCAGCAGGGAGAUGCGCCAGAUGAUCAUUGGGACCCUCAGCGAGAACAAAGUAUCCUACUCUGGUCUCACACAGCCCAUCUUCAAAGACAUCACCGUGCCCACCAACACCAUGACUACCAUGACCUCCAUGGCAACUGCAAAGCUGCUCAAAUAAGGGCAAAAACCACGACACUAUUUCCACCUUCAGACACGAUAACAUAAGCAAACUUCUAUUUUCAGACACUCAGUUAUUUUUGACUGUUUAAUGCAGCUUGCUGUGUUUUCUGUCCCCACCCUUUAUUUGCUGUUUUUAUUGUCACCAUGAUCACGUCUGUCAAUAAAAUAUCAAAAUAAUAGUUGUAAUAUUGUGUGGUACGACUAUUAUUUAGAGGUUGAAGCACCACAGGAUGCUUUUCUUCUCCGUUUUUCCACUUAUUUUUCUGCUCAUCCUGCUGCUUCUCCACCACGACUGUCCUUUGACUUGUGUGCAGAUGUCACAGUUAAAGCUGCUAUGAGGAGCUUUCAUUUUCUGUUGAUUCUAGCAGCCCCUGUGGACGAAAGUGGUAGUGUUUUCGAGCACCAGAGUCCCUUU